AUGUUCAAGCUUCUCAUCGCGGCGGCUCUCGCUGCCGUGGGCGUCUCCCAGUACAGCCCGCCGCCAUCUUUCGGCAACAUGACCAACUCAUCAACAUUCAUGAACCCGAUCGUGCCCACUGGAGCAGACCCGUGA
Alternaria arborescens is the source of this 135-nucleotide messenger RNA. RefSeq lists its product as hypothetical. NCBI's taxonomy places the organism in Eukaryota, Fungi, Ascomycota, Dothideomycetes, Pleosporales, Pleosporaceae. The record is from RefSeq and is a predicted model, not a curated record. Bases 1 to 135 code for a protein of 44 amino acids. The transcript has a single exon.